This is a messenger RNA of Stegodyphus dumicola, 1721 nucleotides long. Its product is annotated as apical endosomal glycoprotein-like. Lineage: Eukaryota; Metazoa; Arthropoda; Arachnida; Araneae; Eresidae. The record is from RefSeq and is a predicted model, not a curated record. Gene Ontology annotation, cellular component: membrane.
CUUAGCUUUGGAGGCAGUCUUCUCACCUGGGGGCUUGACCGCUAAUUCAUUAUAAAUGUUGUUUUAAUUGCUUAGAUUUUUAGUAAAAAUGUUCGGUUUUCUUUGCAGUUUAUUAUUACACUUUUGAAUCGAUGCGAACGCCUCCACUUGGAGCCAUGUCUCAUGCAUGCAAAGUGGAAUUCUUCUAUCAUUUCAACAUAAUUUCAGGUUAUUUGGCUGUGGCUUUGAGCCAAAUUGGACAUAAAUGGAGCAUUGAAAAGUUCAAACAGAGGAUGAAUACUGGAAAAAACUGGCAAUUUGUUUCUGUUGUUCUUGGAAAUUAUCCUGCAGGAAAAAUGAUCGAAUUCAGAGGUUACCUGAGUUCGUCCCUUAUCUCUAACAGAUCAGAUGAGAAUAUUGCUAUUGACAACAUCAAUUACGUCAACUGUGAUCCUACAAAGACAUAUACUGAAUCUCUGAAUUGCACAUUUGAUAGAGACGAAUGUGACUGGUAUCCAGAUAACAACUUCUCCCCCAUCACUUGGUCUUUAGGCAAAAUACCGAGUUGGAAAAUUGGUCCAAAAGCUGAUCAUACUGGGAAAGGAGGAUAUUUCAUGUACGUAAAUGCGAAUAGAAACCUGAAAAAAGGCGACAAAGCUCACUUGGUGAGUUUGAAACAAGAACCCACUGAAAAACGUUGUUUCCGUUUCUGGUAUCACAUGUUCGGGCAAGAUGCUGGCACUUUGAGCAUCAUCAUCAGGACUGACACAGAAAACAGCACCAUCUGGAGGAAAAGUAACUCUCAAGGCUAUGCCUGGAAAUCUGGAAUGAGAACUAUUCGCAGCGAAGAUCCCUACUCAAUCGUCAUUGAAGGUGUAGUUGGCAGUUUUCCAGGACGGGUUAUAGCCAUAGAUGACAUUGAAAUAUAUGAAGAUGAAUGUCCGCAUCCAGUUGCUUGUGAUUUUGAAGCCGAUUUCUGUGAAUGGAAACCGGAAAACUGGAUUCUGCAAUCAAGUGAAAACCAUAUUCCUUCGCAAGACCACACAACGGACACAGAAGCAGGAAAGUACGCUGCAUUAAAAGAAAGCAAUGGCAGAUUGAUAAGCCCCAACUACAAUUAUACAAAGAGCGAUUAUUGCCUUGACUUCUGGUACUUCAUUAAGGGCGAUCGGGGUACGAAACUACAAAUCAUCAAAUCUCAACUUACUUCUGAAAGUGGUGAAAAGGUAGUGUGGACAGACGUAGGCGAACCAGACGUCAACGGCCAAUGGGAACAUUCCAAGGCGAGCAUUACAGGGCUGAGUAACGGAAAUUAUAGUAUCGUCAUUUUUGGAUCUAAGAAGAAUGAAAGUACAAUUGUGGCAGUAGAUGAUAUUGCUAUUGAAGACGGAGUUUGUUCGCUAUACGGUAGUUGCAAUUUUGAGAGAGAUCUUUGCACAUGGAGGAAUUUAGGAUAUCCGUACAGUCUGAGUGUAGGAUGGAGUCGUCAUUCGGGACCAAAGACUACUGGUGGCCAAGGCCCUUCAGUUGAUGUAACAACAGGCACUGUUGAAGGUUGGUAUGUUUAUGUAGACGGGCACUCUGAUCGCGUCUGGGAGAGAGCUGUUUUGGAAAGCGAAAUUCUUCAUUAUGCCCCAAAUGCCUGCUUCACAUUUUGGUACCACAUGAAUGGACUAGACUGUUUUGUAAAAAUGUCAACCAUACCUUAUUUAGGGCUGAUAGUUGUGGCUUAUUACUCUUAA